AACAUAGCCGAUCCUGCGACAGUCAAAAGCCAUUGACGUCUAAAUCGAAAUUAAUCGUUGCGUGGGGAGCUCAUGGCGCAAUGCAGAUUAGGUCUUCUUUACUUAGUUAAGCAGGACGGGAUGGAAGGCGCGCCACAAUAAGCCUCCAGAACGCCUUGGUAUAAGUACCUAGGUACGUACUUGGUCCUCGUAUGUCCGUCAUGCCGGUCAUUGGGUGUAGGUAGGUAAGUACCUAGGUACCUAGGUAGCGACGCAUACAUAUGGAGGGGUUGGGCGCCGUCAGGUGUCGCAUCUUUCUUCCGCUCCAUCACAACGACACGAUUAUACUAAAGAUGCGCCUUAUCAACACCGAGACCAUAAAGCUGGAAGACUUUUCAGGCAGGGUGAUCCCCAAAUAUGCUAUUUUAUCACACACUUGGGGAGAAAACGAGGCAAAUUUCGAAGACGUGCAAAACAAAGAUAUUAAGUCCUCUUCCGAGCCACGCUACAAAAAGGUAAAAGAAAGUUGUAACUUAGCUCGAAGUGAUGGUCUAAAGUACAUAUGGGUUGAUACAUGCUGCAUUGACAAAUCUAGUAGCAGUGAGCUUUCUGAAGCAAUAAAUUCUAUGUUUACAUGGUAUGAACGCUCUGAGAUAUGCUAUGCCUACUUGGUUGAUGUUGAUGGAGAUGGUCCAUAUUCAACGAAAUCUUUUACAUCGAGCCGAUGGUUUAAGAGAGGUUGGACUCUUCAGGAACUACUCGCCCCCAAAAGACUUGGCUUCUAUAACUCGGAUUGGUAUCAAUUCACUUCUAGGACAAACUCCUCUGCGGAAAUAAGUGCCGUUACCGGAAUCAACGAAAUCUUUCUGGACCGAUGGGCUCCGACAAAUAAUGAAGUAUUGGAGAUGAUGGAGGUAAAUAAUGAUUCGAAGGUCCGCCGGCUACUCUCCACCGCGAGUAUUGCGGAGCGUAUGAGCUGGGCGUCUGAACGAGUAACAACAAGAGAAGAGGAUAUUGCGUAUUGUCUUCUUGGAAUAUUCUCUAUAAACAUGCCUUUGUUGUAUGGCGAGGGAACACGUGCGUUCCGACGGCUACAGGAGGAGAUUAUACAGCACUCAGAUGAUCAAUCGCUCUUUGCUUGGUUUAAUAAUAACUUCAAUCCCAGUCGCCGAUGGGUCGGACUGCUCGCUCCCUCCCCCUCUACCUUUGCAGGGUCUGGGGAUCUUGUUCCGUGUCCACCUGGGCUCCGACGUUCGGUUUUCUCGAUAACGAACAAGGGAUUGAAUAUCACAUUACCUAUGCUUGGGAAUGAUGCACUACUCGAAUGCCACUCGAAAGAUGACCUUACUAAGCUGAUAGCUAUACCGCUACAUCAUUUAUAUGGUGACACAUAUGCACGAAUUGAGACCCGAGCAAGCGAAGUGGAUUCCCGAGCGCUGUAUACAUGGAAGAGAAAAACCAUCAAUAUUGUAACGCGCGUUGAAUGGCUCGGGAGACAGAAGCCGGGAACAUGGAGUGUAAUUAUCAGGAAGACCCCAGCUGGAUUCAGGGUAGCCCAAAGGCUAUAUGAGUUUGAUCCACGCACAAUGAAAGAUAAGGAAGCAAAAGACAUCAACUGUGUCCUAGGGCGAAAUAGAUCAAGAUCCGUCGGCCUUAGAAUACGCUUCCAGACAGUAAUAAGGGAAUUCGCUUUAGAAAAAUACACAGCCCCAAAAAAUUUUUCUUGCCGAACGACGACAAAGUUUUGCAUGUUGACGUAUUACGUAGGACGGUACUUGAGAAACACCAGAUUUUCAUCGAUGUGGUCGACGUACGGGAAGAAUCCAGCACGAUGCUCCACCUGGUCUACGACCCCAUCCGCAUCCUGCCUUCCUAUAUGUGUCUCUUUUUGUGGAAGUUUUUCCACAAUUAUAAAGCCAUCAUAUGCCUCGCAGCUGUAUUGAGGCCGGACCUACCCAACGACGCCUAUAUCGCCACUAUCGCGCCGACACUAUCCGAUAAAAAGCUCAUUCCCCUAUCGUGGCGAUUUUGCGCCGGUGCAUUUCCUUUUUUAGCGGGAUUGAAUUUGCUUUCGCAUAAGACAGGCGAGGCCUAUCAGCCAAAGCCUUGGGUCAAGCUAGGCAUAAAACCAAAUCCAGCACCCCCACAUACCUCACAUACCUCAUUGUGCUUUUCCAGACCUACCGCGUUUGUUGGUUCACUUGUCGCCGUCCUCACCAUCCACUAUGUCGGUACAUGGAUUGGAAUUGAUGAACCCGCCCCGCGACUUGGUCUUUUGGGUGCGUCUCUCGUGGACUACAUAGUACGGUGGUUCAAUAGUUUAGCGGUGUCAGUCGUCUCGGCGGGGCAGAUUAAGUUGGGCCACAUCCUACUUUGGGGGACGAAGCCUCAAUUCCAAGCUCGAUUACUACUCGCACGCACUCUCCCU
Hypoxylon trugodes is the source of this 2407-nucleotide messenger RNA. Its product is annotated as heterokaryon incompatibility protein-domain-containing protein. The transcript has 2 exons. The record is from RefSeq and is a predicted model, not a curated record. Lineage: Eukaryota; Fungi; Ascomycota; Sordariomycetes; Xylariales; Hypoxylaceae. The coding region runs from base 261 to 1922 and encodes 553 amino acids.